This is a messenger RNA of Papaver somniferum (opium poppy), 788 nucleotides long. RefSeq lists its product as uncharacterized. NCBI's taxonomy places the organism in Eukaryota, Viridiplantae, Streptophyta, Magnoliopsida, Ranunculales, Papaveraceae. The transcript has a single exon. Bases 431 to 628 code for a protein of 65 amino acids. The record is from RefSeq and is a predicted model, not a curated record.
UUUUGAAAGUUGGGGUCUACGCUUGGGACAGUAUAACAGGAAUAAUAAUGCACAUCGCGAGUAGAUGAUAAACCGUUUAGCUGCUGCUCGAUACUCCCGAUGAUGAGGAACAGUGAGUUAUCCACUUUAUAGACUGAAGAUCUGCUAUCUGACGGUCCAAGUUUAAUUGAUAUCUGUCGACUAAUCCUCAAUGGUGAAUUGGUAAUAUGUAUAAAUAAGAAGGCAUUAGAUAUAUGUUCUACUUCUGCUUAAAUACAGGAAGGAGGAAAGAAUUAGUAAAACAAGAGGAAACGCAAGAGCCGGAGAGAGUUGUGCAGAUCACGUCUAGAAGAGGAAAGUAUAGUAAAAGAUAGAUUCAAACAAGAAUAAAGGAAUAUUUACUUCAUUUUUAUUAGUAUCAGUUUGCUGUUUGGUGGUGGUUCAUGCUGCAAUGGCUAUUCAGUUGGAGAGUUUAGUGGAGUCGAUUAAAUCGAAAGUGAAGUUUCUUAAGAAAUCAAAGAAGAAUAAACCAUAUGUGAAGAUGGAUAAGAGUUCAAGUGUUAGAGUUGAGAUUAAAAGCAGGAAAGCAAGAAAACUUAUUGAUAAAACUCUGAAAGUUGCUGAUCGUCCUGGAAAGAAAAGUCUUUAAUCAUCAUUUUAAUAGGUGGUAUUAUUUUCAUUUUUAAUCUCAGUUUCUCUAUCUCUAUCUCAAUAUGUAGAUAAGAAGAUUUUCAUUUCAAGUUUUUCCUGGUUCGUCUAAUGUAACAGUGUUUUCUUAGCUAAUAUAACUCUCCUGGUUCAAUUUCAAA